AUGGAGAUACUUUGGCCAUCCUCAAAAUCACCGCAAAAACGCUGCUCGGACUCUGUAGCCGAUAUAGCAGACCGAUCUGCAGAUAUGUACGAACCGGAGAGCAGCGAUGACGAUGGAGCAUUGGAAGAAGACGAAGUUUUUGCCCAGUUUGGUGAAGAUAAUGCUGUUUUCACCUGUGAAGUCGACGAGGAUGGAUUGGAAGUCAGAAAGGUAGAUUUCUCAUUCUCAAAACUUCCUAGGUAA
This is a messenger RNA of Cylicostephanus goldi, 243 nucleotides long. The record is from the annotation of a GenBank genome assembly. Lineage: Eukaryota; Metazoa; Nematoda; Chromadorea; Rhabditida; Strongylidae.